Molecule: messenger RNA, 2733 nt
Organism: Xylona heveae TC161
Lineage: Eukaryota; Fungi; Ascomycota; Xylonomycetes; Xylonales; Xylonaceae
Exons: 2
Coding region: 396-2384 (662 amino acids)
Biological process (GO): positive regulation of gene expression
Source: RefSeq, a predicted model, not a curated record
CACUCGACCGUUUCCCUGUCUGCAGCCUGUCGUCAUUUCAGCAGGGACUCUUUUUAACCUUGGAUUUACGAGAGAGAAGUCGCAAAGCUGCCGUGGUUUGCCAGCCACGCCCUAAAAUAAUCCCACACCCGCCCUCGGCCACAACCGCUUCACACUCUUUCCCCUGUCAUUUCCCACUUUCUUUUUGCUGGCUGAAGGGAGAGAAAGUGAGAUACUUGUCGCCUAUUGAACGAGGCAGAAGACAACAGUCGGAAGGCUUCAUCAUAGGUGGAUUCUUUUGGAAUCACCAGUCAGAGUGUACUAGCAUCUACUUUUGAAAUUCAAUUCGCUUUUGUCUUUGAAUUUCCAUCUGAUCUGGCUCAAACAGCGCAAGUGCGACCUACUUUUCUUUCGCAAUGGCGGACUCGGAACAGCGACCAAAUACUCAGCCCAAUGGAGAUGCCGGCGUGAGCGACAGCAACCACAAUCAUGACAAUGAAAAGACGCAGAGCAAAGGCGCCAAACAUGAUCUCGAGAAACUCGUCGACAAGCAGAAACUGGAGGAGAAAAUGAAGAUGGUGAAACCCGAGAAGCAGCCGCCGGGCGGAUACGACAGCAUGCCGAUUCCGUCGGCGUCUCGAGGAUACACGGUGAAAUUUACCUUUCAUCGCGCAACAAAUUUGCCAAUGGCAGACAUCAAUUCGCUUUCCUCGGAUCCUUUUGUCUUGGCGCAGCUCAAGACGGACCUGCCCAAGCGUCACAAGGAAGAUCCGCCAUUCAUGUUCCGCACCCCCACUAUCAGGCGCAACACGAACCCCGAAUGGAACGCCGUCUGGAUCGUAAGCAAUGUCCCCGCAUCCGGGUUCCGACUGAAAGCGCGCCUCUACGACGAAGAUCCAGCCGAUCAUGACGAUCGCCUGGGCAAUGCGCAUAUCGACGUGGACCACAUUGACGAGAACUGGCCCGGCAUCCAUGAGCAAUCGUACAAGGUGAAGAAGCGCAUGGGCAGCAAGAGAGCAUACUUUAUUCGAGGCUGCGCAGCCCUGUUCCAGCGUGGCCUUGACAUGAGCGGCGAACUUACCGUGAGCGUGGAAGUCUUGGGCAGGACCGAAGGCGAUGCUCCCGGUGGGCAAUUGUAUACCGCCGGGCCAAUGGCCUGGACGAAGCAUUUCUCACCCCUUCUUGGACGCAUCAGCGGCACAAAAGCUGCUAGUGACGAUAAUCCCGGAACAGAGCGCUACAAUUUCCAAGCAAAUCAGAUUCAACUCGCAGGACCUGUCCCGUCAACGCUCUACCACCGAUACGUCGAGUUCAAACCAUUCAUCGGAUCCAUGUUCACGACCAAAGGCGUACGGGGCUGGAUCCUCAACCGCGCAUUGCACCACCAGCACGCGCGCGUGUACAACUUUGACCGCACCACCGUCUACGGCUCCUUUGACGAGCCGUGUCGGGACAUGACGCUCAAAUUCCUCGAUCUCGUACACUACGACCAAGGCGGACGAAUCUUCACCUACGUGCUCACGCUGGACGGACAGUUGCGCUUCACCGAAACGGGCAAGGAAUUCGGCAUCGACCUGCUCUCGAAACAUACCAUGCACAGCGAUGUGAGCAUCUACAUUGCCUUUAGCGGCGAGUUUUUCAUCCGGCGGCAUACGCGCAAGAACCAUUUCAGCGAUAACGAGGCUUCUGAUCCCACCCACCCUCCCGAGGACAUUGGAGGCGGGCCUCCCAAGGACGAACCCCCCAAGGACCCGGCAUACUAUGAGCUCGUCAUUGACAAUGACUCGGGCACGUACCGCCCCAAUGCCAAACUCUUGCCCGACCUCAAGAGCUUCAUUCAUCGCAACCUCCCAGGCAUCAAAGUCCUCACGCUCGACUGUAAUGGCGACAAGGAGAAAAUGGACCGCCUCAAAACCCAGCAGCGCGAGCGCAAGAAGACGGAAGGCGAUGCCCAUGUCUACGUCCAGGGCAGCGACGCGGGCAGUAUAUCCUCCUCGGACGAGGAAAUGCUUGAUACCAUGGACGGCGAUGACGGUAAUGGCAAUGGUGCUGGUGAUAUCGGCGUCAGCCAGGGCGUCAAGACUGUCUUGCAUGGACCCAAACAGCGUGUCGAAAAGUUUCAACAUCCUGGUAAAGCGCGACGAGAGCGGAUAGAAACCCUGGAUGACCAGGAAACAGAGCGUGCAGAGCAAAGCCAUGCUUCUCAUCCUCAUGCGCCUGCUGCUGCUGCUGCUGCUUCUUCUUCUUCUCACCCUGAUACGCAUCAUGAUACUCAUCAGUCUGAUGCCCCUCCUUCUGCUGCUCUUUCUGAUGGUCCUUUCUUUGAUGCUGUUCCUUCUCAUCCUGAUACCGCUUCUCAUCAUGACUCGGCUGCUGCUGAAAAGCCAAAUACGAAUACUGCAUAAGAGACCAAUCUUGACGUUUCUUUACUUUCCUUUCCUUUUUCGUUCCUGUCUUGCCUUUCCUUUCUUUCCUUCUCCCUCUCCCGUCUUGUUGUUCUUAGGUAUUUUUCUCAUCUCUCCCCCUCUCUGAUUUCAAAUAGCCUUUUGUAAUGUUUUUUGUCCAUCAUUUUCUUUUUCUUUUUUUGUACUUUAUGUCACUUAUACCAUUUAUUUUAUUCCUUUCUUUCCUUUUCUCUCUCUCUCUCUCUUCCCUUCCGAUUUUGGUUUCGGCAUUUCCUUUCCUUUUCCUUUCUCCUUUGUUUUGGUUUUGGAGCACUCCUAUUGCCAUUGUCGUAUCAGGUACUCAUUGUAU